GAGCAAUUUCGUCUACUGCGAGGCAGUACACCGGUUCGUAGACGAUGCAUUUCCUCCGAACAAAGCAUCGCUGGGGCCAGCGCGACGGUUGCCUCCGGUGGACAUCGCAUGGACUCGUGUGAGCAACAUUCGCGGGCAAGGCCGGAUAACCCUCUUUGGGCAUUCCGCCGCCGGCUCUUCCCGUGAAUAUUCCAGCAACGUGCGGCAAGGCUCCUUGGGCAACUGCUGGCUCAUUGGGGCCUUGGCCUGUGUCGCGGAUUUUCCUGGUCACGUUGAGAUGCUGCUUGAACCUUCAAGUCUGUCGGCAGACGGACGGUAUGUGGUUCAGCUUUACCACACCGAGUCCGGUUGGCGAUCGAUCGAGAUCGAUGACCUGGUGCCCUGCUUCUCCUUACCUGUUUGGGCCGGCCCUGGCACCUUCCUUGCAGGGGACAAACCCUGCUUUUCACAACCUGUGGAAGGUGAAGUGUGGUCCCUGCUCAUGGAGAAAGCCUUUGCCAAGCUGGCUGGGUCCUACGGCGCUUUGGAAGGUGGGGUUCCUGAGCUGGCCUUCCAAGCCCUGACCGGCCAACGCGAGCAACUCCGGUGGCAGCGGGAAGGAGCUCAUUGGAGGAAGCUUCGUUUCAAGACGCCCAUCUGGUCGAAAUCACAUGUCAAAGGUGCCGCACUGGAAAUCACCAACCGGACGCUUCCUCUAGAGCAGUUCUUUCUACGCCUGGCAUACUACGAACAGGCGAACUUCCUCCUGGCCGCUUCCAUAUCCAAAGGGGGCAUGACUGAACGACGCAGGGAUGAUGGCCUCAUCGAAGGCCAUGCAUAUUCGGUGUUGGAGGUUCAAGAAAUACAUAGCUUGCGAUUCAUUCGGCUGCGCAAUCCUUGGGGCAAGGAAGAAUGGAGAGGUCGGUGGUGCCGAGGGUCCGAUGCUUGGAAGCUCCACUCUCAUGUAGCGCGAGACAUCUGCCAACGUGGAGGGCAUAGGCUAGACAGUGGACAGCAGGAUGGAUCUUUUUGGAUGCUUUUCGACGACUUCGCCGCCUCUUUCGAUUCGGUGAACGUUUGCCCUGCCACCAUGCCAGUGCCGAAAGCCUCGCGCUAUGCGAAGUCCAAGAAACGGAGCCAUGCACCGGUCUGCGGGCGCUGCGGUCAGCCGGUGGAGAGUUGCUGGCUCCUUGUUCGUGGCCACGGCACUCAACCGAUCUCGUCGGCCGGUGCACCGGCAGGUCUCGGCUGGGUGCGUCUUGCCGAUGGCGACCUCUGCCAGCUUUGCCUCCGUGCGACAUCGCCGGCCCGACGUGCGUUCUGGCAGGGUGAGCCUGGUGGAAACAGUGGCAUCGCAGGAAUCCGAGAAGUUGAGCUGACUCGGCGUGUACCGGGUAUUGACUACUUUCCCUUCGAAGCUGGAGCUGGGUGCUCUCCCCCUCUGAAGAGACCUCAAUGUGACCUGGGGCCCUCCUGCACACAGCACAGCCCGGCGCACUUUGCAAGCUACGAUCAUCCAUGGAUGAAGCCAACGCCCGAGCUUGUCUUAAGCCGCGGGCCGAAAAAGUCCGCAUUGCACCGCAGGGGCACUUGCCAGGCUGUGCAAUGCCACUAUGUGCAGUCGCAGUUGCAUGCUCGCGCCAGGCAUGCGGAUGGCGAUGCUUGGAAACUCAGCCAAGAAGAUCCAGGUGCGUUACGAGAAUUCAGUUUGACUCAGGAAUUGCAGCUCAUUGCAUCUCCUUGCAGCUGUACAUGUUUCAUGCUUGACCCCUGUCUGCAGCGUGCCUGGCGCGUCUACAUCUUCCGCACCAUCUUCGUCAUGAUCCGAAGCAAGGCCAUCCUCGUCCAGGCGGUUGUUCGCAGGUAUCUUGCCCGCGUCCACCUGUGGAACCGCAUGAAGCCCGGGCAGCGGAAGCGCAGCCGAUUGUUCCGGGCCUACAUCGCCGCCAACCCCGGGGCAGCCACGGAAGACGGCGAGGUGGACUCGGAGGAUGAGCGGGAGGCCGAGGCAGAGCGGCAGAGGCUGGAGAAGCUGCGGGCCACGCGAGAGGAGCAGGAGCGGCAGCGGCGAGAGCAGGAGCAGCGCGACAAGGAGGAACAGGAAAGGCUCCAGAAAGAGGAGGAGGAAGAGAGGAGGAGAUUGGAGGAAGAGAAGAUCCGCCUUGCCAAGGAGGCCGAGGAGCGACGCCUGGAAGAGGAGCGACAGAAGCUGGAGCAGGCGAAGCUCGCAGCCGCCGAGGAAGAGCGGAAACGAGCCGAGGACCUCCGGCAGGAGGCGGAGAAGGCGUGGCAGGAGGAGAAAUCGGCCAUACAAAAGCAGCACAACGAGGAGCUGCGCCAGCUCCGGUCGCAGCUCACCUCGGCCAAAGAUGCUGAGGAGCAGCUGCAGACGCAGCAUGAAGUUGAGGUGGCCAAGUUCAAGCAGGAUGCCGAGACCCAGGGAGCUGAUUUCCAGCGGCAGAUCGUACACAAAGACGUGGGUCACCUUUGUGUUUUCGCGGACGUCGACUUUGCACCCAAGGGCGUAGGUCCCCGCAUGUGCCCCAGCACGGAGAAAGUAAGUGAGAGGUUACUUGGCUUCCUUGUUCCAUCCUCGACUCAUCGAGCCAUGUUCUGGUGCUGUGUGGAAAGCUCGCCAAGCCCGAAGGCGGCCCAUGUGGAAGAUCCAGGAGUCGCAGAGGAGGCCCCUGAGGUGGGGUUGGAGGAGAUACCCUCCCGUCACAGCAGCCAGAUCUCCGUGAAUGCGAUGCCAGUCCUCAGCGACGAGGAUCAUCUCCGCAUGCAACAGGCUCGAAUCGGUGAGACGUGCGAGACCAAGGAUGUGGAAGUCGUCGACCUUCCGGUGCACACGAAGGAGUCGCUGUCCACAGAAGACUCCGGCAGGAAACUGGGUCGCAGAAGCAAGCUCCUUGGCCGGGCGGCGGACGCUCGGUGGAAGCUUCGUCGAAGCGAGCUCGAGAUGCAAAGAGAGCUCAGCCGAACGCUGAAGAGCACACUGUACCUGGCUACAUGGAAAGGUACAGAUGUUGUGAUGAAAUGCGUUGAGGUCCCGGAGACUUAUGAUAGGAAAGACGAACCUCAGCGAAAAAGUUCCAAGGAGAAGUUCGAUUUAACCGCCUCACGUCCGCUCCAUGCCUCGGAGGUCAACCAGGACCUCCUGGAAGAGUUGCUGCACGAGAUCGAGCUCCUUUCCUCCCUACGGCACCCAGACUUGGUCCUGUUCAUUGGAGCCUGCUUGGACAGGGACUCUCCUGUCUUGUGCGUCACAGAGUACAUGCCUGGUGGAGAUCUGGAGCGCCACUUCAUGGCCAUGCGAAAGAAGCACCAGACGCCCACCUGGCGACCGCAAUUCCAUCAGGUCUUGGAGUGGAGUCUAGCGGUUGCGCGUGGCCUCAGCUUUCUGCACACCCGAGAGGAGCCUAUCGUUCAUCGGGACCUCAAGCCGCUCAACCUGUUGCUGACGAGACACGGCGAAGUGAAGAUAGCAGACCUUGGCAUUUCGAAGAUGAUGGCAGCCGUGGUCGGUGACGUGUACAUCAUGACCGGUGGAGUUGGCAGUUGGCUAUACAUGGCGCCCGAAGUCGUCAGGCAUCAGCAAUACAACGAGAAGGUGGAUAUCUAUGCUUUUGCCCUCAUCAUGUUCUUCAUGAGCUCCGGACGGCACCCUUUCCACGAGAUAUCCAAAGAUCCAGAAGUUGUUUUGAGAGAGUUCUCUCUGGGCAAGGAGCCGAGGCCAAAUGUUACAGAGUGCCAUGCCGCGCUGCGGGGGCUGAUGGCUGAAAGUUGGCAUAUCAGCCAUCAGCAGCGGCCAUCUGCUCAGAAGAUUGUCCUCCAAUUGCGCGAGGCUGCGGACAACUACACGCCACCUGCGUGCUUCUGCGGCAGAGCUUGA
Messenger RNA from Symbiodinium sp. CCMP2456, 3871 nucleotides. NCBI's taxonomy places the organism in Eukaryota, Dinophyceae, Suessiales, Symbiodiniaceae. The record is from the annotation of a GenBank genome assembly.